GCCCGACGGGCGCAGCGCUGCGUCUUCGUUCUCACCACACACUCUCUCUCGUUCCCAUGGCCACUCGUUGAAUCCACCGACCGACUCCUCUCUCCGUCUCUCUCGUUUCUUCUUUCUGUUGGGUGAUUUCUUUUACCGGCAUUCAUUGGUUAGGCAAUUGCCAACACCAAACGACCGACCUCUGUAUUGGGGAGGCCAAACAAUAGCCCAUGGCGGCCGGGAUCUCCGCUGCUGCUACCAGCCUAAUCUCGUGCUGCUUCCCCAGGGAGCCGUCCCUUCCUCUAAAAGCGGCGGGCGACUGCUUUCUCCUCUUCGGGUCUUCCCCCGGCAGGGCUUCCGCGCUUCGACUGUGGCGGCGGCGAGCCACCGCGGUCUGCUUCGUGCUGAAGGAGGUGGGCAAGGACGCGGAGAAGAAUAGCCGGUAUACGUCGACGGAAGUUGAUCCCCAAGGGGAGGAGACGGAGAGAUCAGACGCGCUGCGGGCCUCGUCGGAGCGGCGCACGGCGGAGAGGACCGCGAGGAAGCGGUCGGAGCGACGGGCGUAUCUGAUCGCGGCGGUGUUGUCCAGCCUCGGCAUCACCUCCACGGCGGUCGCCGCCGUCUAUUACCGUUUCUCCUGGCAAAUGGAGGGAGGAGAGGUUCCGGUGACGGAGAUGUUCGGGACGUUCGCUCUCUCUGUCGGCGCGGCGGUGGGGAUGGAGUUCUGGGCGAGGUGGGCGCACCGGGCGCUGUGGCACGCAUCGUUAUGGAACAUGCACGAGUCUCACCACCGGCCGCGCGACGGCCCCUUCGAGCUCAACGACGUCUUCGCCAUCAUCAACGCCGUCCCCGCCAUCUCCCUCAUGGCCUACGGCUUCCUCAACCGCGGCCUCCUCCCCGGCCUCUGCUUCGGCGCCGGCCUCGGGAUCACGCUGUUCGGGAUGGCCUACAUGUUCGUCCACGACGGGCUGGUCCACCGCAGGUUCCCCGUGGGCCCCAUCGCCAACGUCCCCUACUUCCGCCGGGUGGCCGCCGCCCACAAGAUUCACCACAUGGACAAGUUCGACGGGGUGCCGUAUGGGCUCUUCUUGGGACCCAAGGAACUGGAGGAAGUGGGCGGCUUGGAGGAGCUGGAGAAGGAGAUCAGCAGGAGGGCCAAGCUUUCCGACAACUCCACCAACCUUAGCAGCUAAAAAGUUGUUGACGCUUGCAAUCUGAGGAACACAGCAAAUCUCGAGUUUGAUGUGCAGAGAGACGUACGUAUUUUUGACGUAGAAAUGUACAAUGGAGAGACAUGAUGCAUAAUUAUUUACCGUGUAAUCAUCUUUCUAUGAAUAUGAAAAGAAGCGCAUGUGCCCGCGUGUGGUAUAAAGAA
Messenger RNA from Musa acuminata AAA Group (dessert banana), 1354 nucleotides. RefSeq names its product beta-carotene 3-hydroxylase 2, chloroplastic. The record is from RefSeq and is a predicted model, not a curated record. Gene Ontology annotation, biological process: carotene metabolic process; xanthophyll biosynthetic process. The transcript has 6 exons. Bases 210 to 1172 code for a protein of 320 amino acids. Gene Ontology annotation, molecular function: iron ion binding; beta-carotene 3-hydroxylase activity. Lineage: Eukaryota; Viridiplantae; Streptophyta; Magnoliopsida; Zingiberales; Musaceae. Gene Ontology annotation, cellular component: chloroplast.